AGUGCUGCUGCCGCCGCCUCUGUGCCCGCGCCCCGGAGAUGUCCUUCCCCCAGCUGGGCUACCCGCAGUAUCUCAGCGCCAGCCAGGCGGUGUACGGGAGCGACCGGCCCGGGGUGCUGGCCGCCGCCGCCGCAGCCGCCGCCGCCGCCGCCGCCGCCUCGGGCCGGCCCGCGGGCGCCGAGCUGGGCAGCGGCUCGGCCGCUGUCACCUCGGUGCUGGGCAUGUACGCCAGCCCCUACAGCGCCCCCAACUACAGCGCCUUCCUGCCCUACACCGCCGACCUCGGCCUCUUCUCCCAAAUGGGCUCCCAGUACGAGCUGAAAGAUAAUCCGGGUGUCCACCCCGCUACCUUUGCUGCCCACACUGCCCCCGGCUAUUAUCCCUACGGACAGUUCCAAUACGGGGACCCGGGGCGGCCCAAAAAUGCCACCCGGGAGAGCACCAGCACCCUCAAGGCCUGGCUCAACGAGCACCGCAAGAACCCCUACCCCACCAAGGGCGAGAAGAUCAUGCUGGCCAUCAUCACCAAGAUGACCCUCACCCAGGUCUCCACCUGGUUCGCCAACGCCCGCCGGCGGCUCAAGAAGGAGAACAAGGUGACCUGGGGCUCCAGGAGUAAGGACCAAGAAGAUGCAAACCUCUUCGGGAGUGACAAUGAGGGGGACCCUGAGAAGAAUGAAGAUGAUGAGGAAAUUGACCUGGAGAGCAUAGAUAUAGAUAAAAUCGAUGAGAAUGAUGAGGAGCAGAGCAACGAGGAAGAGGAGGAGAAGCCCGAGCUCCUGAGACAAAGCAGUGAAGAGGAGCAUUUGGAAAAGGAGAAGGAUUUAGCACUGCCAGGGUCUGAAGGGCUGAAACCCAAAGACGCGCUGGCCAUGGUGAAGGAGGCCUCUGACAAUAGCACGAGAAUCCUCAGUCCUGGGGGACCAAACAAUUUACAGAUGCCAUCUCACAGCAAACCCAAGAUUUGGUCUUUGGCAGAAACGGCAACCAGUCCUGAUGGUGCCCUGAAAUCGUCUCCUCCUCCUCCCCCUCCUCCCCAGGUUAACCACUCUUCUCAGAUUCAGCACCCUGCUUUUCUCCCUAGCCACGGACUCUACACAUGCCAGAUUGGCAAAUUUCACAACUGGACAAAUGGGGCUUUCCUCACUCAGAGUUCCCUUCUAAAUGUGAGGUCCUUCUUGGGAGUAAAUCACCACCAUGCUGCUCAUCACAAUCACCACCUCCAGGCCCAGCAACAAUCUUCUGUUUUAACAGCAACCCUGGGAGCUCUAAGCGGUGAAAAACCUUCAGAGAGGACCAGUCCCAAACACAUAGAAAGAGAAAAUGUACCAAGAACUGACUCCCCACCCCAGCAGCUCAAAUCGCCCUUCCAGCCUGUCCGUGACAACUCUUUGGCUCAGCAAGAGGGAACACCGAGAAUUUUAACAGCUCUCCCUUCUGCUUGAUUAAAUGAUUUGGUGAAAAAAUAUUAUAGAGACUGGUAUUAAGGACAGAGAGAGUGAAAAAAAAAAAAAAAAAAAAAGGAAACGGUGUAAACGACUCCCAUCAAUCUCUUUUUGCAAUAAGGUGGUGCAAAUCCAUAAAAGCAUUUCACAAAUCUGUAGAUGGAUCCCUUUCCUCAUUGUACCAUUUCAGAUCGUGUUAUUCUAACCAUUCUUGGAUUAUUUGUUUGGUAAAUGUUUCCCAUGUGUUUGUGGUUUUCUUUUUUUCUGUAUAUAGAGUGAUUUCAGAUUGUAAAUAACACGUCAGCAAAACUUGUCUAAAUCAUAUAUUUUUGUCUAAUAAACUAAAUGAAAUUAUGAGCUCUCUUCAGGUAUGUAUUCUGUUGCUACAGGUCUUAUACAU
This is a messenger RNA of Prinia subflava (tawny-flanked prinia), 1845 nucleotides long. It is a transcript of the gene IRX1, whose product is annotated as iroquois homeobox 1. Gene Ontology annotation, cellular component: nucleus. The transcript has 4 exons. Gene Ontology annotation, molecular function: DNA-binding transcription factor activity, RNA polymerase II-specific; RNA polymerase II cis-regulatory region sequence-specific DNA binding. Gene Ontology annotation, biological process: neuron differentiation; regulation of transcription by RNA polymerase II; cell development. The record is from RefSeq and is a predicted model, not a curated record. Bases 39 to 1445 code for a protein of 468 amino acids. NCBI's taxonomy places the organism in Eukaryota, Metazoa, Chordata, Aves, Passeriformes, Cisticolidae.